Ostreobium quekettii is the source of this 324-nucleotide messenger RNA. Lineage: Eukaryota; Viridiplantae; Chlorophyta; Ulvophyceae; Bryopsidales; Ostreobiaceae. The record is from the annotation of a GenBank genome assembly.
AUGAGCGCGUCGACCGUCCAGGUCGGCAACGCGCCACAGCAGGCGUCAGUGUCGCAGAUGCCGAUGCUGCAGACAGUGGCGCCGGCGGACAGCUCUCUGCCGCAGACCAUGGGCGACGCGCUGAAGCUGAGGGCUAGCCUGGAAACGUUCAUCGCACUGGGCGGCUCAUGGAGGGGACCGGGCGCCCCAGCUACCCCAAGGGGCGCCAGGGUAAAAGUGGAGUACCCGAAGGGUGUGCCUCAGGGACUGCUGCUGGAGAAGGUGGCGCUGGAAAAGCUGGCAGCCCAGGUGGGAGGGCAGGUGCUUCCGCAGGGCAUGCAAUAG